Messenger RNA from Anguilla rostrata (American eel), 2920 nucleotides. Its product is annotated as nuclear factor 7, brain-like. NCBI's taxonomy places the organism in Eukaryota, Metazoa, Chordata, Actinopteri, Anguilliformes, Anguillidae. Gene Ontology annotation, molecular function: ubiquitin protein ligase activity; zinc ion binding; protein binding. Gene Ontology annotation, biological process: protein ubiquitination. The coding region runs from base 805 to 2352 and encodes 515 amino acids. Gene Ontology annotation, cellular component: cytoplasm. The record is from RefSeq and is a predicted model, not a curated record. The transcript has a single exon.
AGUAAGCUCAACACGCUGUCCGUCUGCCUCUGAAUGGGAAAGGUUUGUCUAAAUGAACAGAAAAGAUAGGACCUCUCCCAGAAGGGUAGCAGGAAGGGGACGAGGAGAGGAUGAUGAUGGAGAGGUUAGGGGAAAGGCACAAGUUUGAGGCCGGGCUGAGCCCUCCAACCCCUCUGCUUCUGUAUUCUCCACACUGGAGAUGAUCAACGAUACAAAGACUCGCAGUCGUUAAGCACAAUUCACACUUACACCGCUGCUCCCUGAACUCUCGACUUAAAACUCUUUUAGGUAAAUAGGAUUUUUCCUAACCCAGCACUAGGACACUUGACUGCAUUUAUCAAGGUCUUGAUUGAAGACCAGUUGAUUGGUAAUUAGUUGAAUCGGGUGUCAUGAGAUUAGACAUCCCUGCUUUAGAGAGGAACGGAGGCGGUAACUCAUAAAGCGGCAGUGCAGUGGGGAAAAAAGGCUGCUGUUCCUUUAAGAGCAGAGGGGGCGGGGACGCACCGUUAGGACACACCGUUACUUCACUGAAUCGAAACUAAACUGUAUGAGGCCACACAAGCUGAGUUUCCUGAAACUUUGCCCCGCUCUGCCACGGCAGCUCUGUCCCCUGUAGCGUUUCGGGAACCUUAGUAUUUUUGGUACCAGGCGCUCAGGUCUUUGUUCUGACAGACGGGAGGGUCCACUGAACAGCUGCAGUGUGAGCUUUUCCAUCCCAGCACAAGCAGAGGAGGAAGCUGAGUGUGAGUGGAGCUCGAGGAGCAGAAGGGGCCGAGCGCGGAGGAAGGAAGCAGCAAGGCAGGCAUGGCUUUUCCCAGCACCCCCCUCUCCGAGCGGCAGCUCCACUGCACCGUGUGCCAGGAAGUCUUUACCGACCCCGUCUGCACGCCCUGUGGGCACACUUUCUGUAAAGCCUGUUUGAGAGGAUUCUGGGAAGGCAGCAGCGCGUGUCAUUGUCCGUUGUGCAGGAAGAGUUUUGAAGGCCCGCUGGAUCUCAGCGUGAAUGCUGUUCUGGCCCAGAUCACCCAGGAUUUCAAGAGGCGAGCACCGGAAGCUCCCAGAGGGGGGGCCAAGCGCAGGGCGGAGGAGCCGCUGCUGCCGCCCUGCGAGGGCGACGCCCAGUCUCGCCCCGCGGACGACCUGCCGGGGGACCCCCCGCUCCACCUGCGCGACGGCACCUGUGCCAAACACCAGCAGCCCCUGGAGCUCUUCUGCAGCAGCGACCGCGCGUGUGUCUGCGCGCUGUGUGCGGAGGACGACCACGGGGGUCACGCCACCGCGCCCCUGAAGAGGGCGUGGCUCCGCACACGGGACGAGCUGAGGGCCCAGGUGCUGCGGGCCAGGCAGGACGUCCUGGACCGGCAGAAAAAGAUGGAGGAGCUCAAACGGCGGACGAGGCUGAGCCGGGAGGACUCGGAGAAGGAGCUGAAGGAGGGCCAGGAGAUCCUGCGCGCUCUCCUGCGCUCCGUACAGGAAUGCCAGGCCGAGCUGCCGGAGGUGAUCGAGGGGAAGCAGAGGGCGGUGGAGAGCAGGGCCCAAAGCCUCCUGGAAGAGCUGGAGCAGGAGGUCAGGGAGCUGAAGCCCAGAAAGGCGCAGCUGAUGCAGCUCUUGCGCUGCCAGGACCACAUGCACGUUCUACAGAGCUUCCCCUCCCAGCCAGCCACCCCGUGCUAUAAGGACUGGGACAAGGUCAUGGUCUACACUGACCUGUGUGUGGGCACAGUGAGGAGCGUGCUCUCUCCCCUGCAGGAGACCCUCGGGGGAAAGCUGAGGGAGCUGAUGGAUGCCGAGUUUAAAAAAGUUAGAUGUUACGCUGACGAUGUGACGCUGGACCCCCUCACCGCACAACAGAACUUAUCCGUGUCCGAGAACGGAAAGGAGGUGCACUAUCACUGCUGGACGCAAGCAGUCGCAGACAGCCCCGAGAGAUUCGAUGUUGUUUGUAAUGUCCUGGGGAAGGAAAGAUUCACUUCAGGAAGACACUACUGGGAAGUGCAAGUGGAGCGAAAGACAUCCUGGUAUUUGGGAGUUGUCACGGCGUCUGUUGGCAGGAAGGGGAAAAUGUUUCUUCAACCGAAAAAUGGUCUGUGGCUACUGCAUCUAAAAGAAGGGAAGAUUCUCAAAGCUCUCGAUAGCCCUCCGGUGGAGCUCAGUCAGAGUUCAGGGCUAAAAAGGGUUGGUGUGUAUGUGGAUUACGAGGAGGGUCAGAUCUCCUAUUACAACACGGAGGCCGGAUCUCAUAUGUACUCUUUCACAGGGAACACCUUUACUGAGGAACUCUGUUUGCUGUUGAAUCCACAAGCACCUGAUGGAGUCCCAAUGAUCCUCUCUCCUGUCUUUCAGACUGAAUAGUUUAAAGAUUUCAGCACUCUACUUUUGCUUCAUCUGGUGAAUCCAUUGGUUGAAUGGGCUGCUUUAUUUUCUGCCAAGAAGUCUGUUGAAUAUUUAGUUUAUUAUUUUAGGAAUUGGUGGUUUUUUAGGCAUUAUUUGGACUCAUCUUCACCUCAGCUCAUUGUGAUUAUAUGAUUUUGUGUUGAUGGAUGUUUCAUACUCACCUGUAUGAGUACAGUCAGGGCUGGGACAGGUACAGUGGGACCAAGGCCCAGAUGGGACUAAGAGACAGCUAUAAAACAUUUUGGGAAUUAUUUUGGGACUGGACUCAUAUUCGAUAUGUUUUUUUUUUGGUAAAGUACAUGUAGUCAGGUCUCAGCGUUCUGGGUGGGUCUUGUGUGUCUGCAGAAGGCAAGAGGUGCAGUCCUGACUUGUUUUACAGCAUUGCUGUUCUGCUUUAUGCAUGUAACCGUAGUAGCUUUGGAUGAAUUUUCCACAGUAAGAAUAUGGAUUAUGUAACAGGUAUGCCAUGUGUGUCACUUGGUUAAGGGUGUUGGAUAAACAUAAUAAAUUACAACACACACCAGUU